UUCUGUCGAUCAGCAGAAUUCCUGUCUAAUUCCCCUGCUCAGCAACACACACACACACAGACACACACACUCUCUCGUCGCUCUGAGUUGUCUGGUGGAUCUUUGGUGAGUCCUGCUUGUCUUUCCGUGUUCCUACCUGUGUGACAUCAUGAUGAUGUCAGCUACCUGUGUUGCUAAUCGAUUUUAGCCUGUCGUUCCUUUGCUGUUUAUUUUCUGCCUCAACCAAUCAGAGCUGACGGUUUAAAUUUUAUUGAAUCUCUAUCUGUCUGAUGGCUGGGCUUGGUUCUGAUUCCGACAGUAAAGAAACCAAAACCUUCAUGAAGAGCAGAACACCCUGGGAAAGCAGACCAAACAUAAACCAGAACCAGCAGAACCUGUCGUUAGGUCCUUCAGCUUCAGAACCAGAGCUGAACUCUGUUUUAAACACUGCGCAGCUUUCACACACAAAAACAGAAAAGUCGGCGCAAAAAAACCCUCAGGGCCUGAUAAAGUGUGCAUACACACAAAAAAUGUGUGGCGCCAUAUUUUACAAAAAGGCAACAUGUAUGAAAUGAACAUGGUGUGAAAGUUUGUAUAAAGAUAAACUUUUUACCUGCAGUAAAAAUGUGCAGCAGCCACUUUUAACACAGACAACAAAAAACUAGAAGGCAUCAAAACUCACCUAAAUACACUGAAACCUGACUUGAUUCAGUUAUUUAGUCCAAGAAGCAUCAAACUUAUGAAUCUUUUAUUGUUUAAACAUAAACAAUGAAACUGAACCCGUUUAUCCUCAGAGAAUAAGCCAACAGAAAAUACAGAAAAUAGAAAUAAAGGAUGUGAAAACCUCAGUCCAACGUCAACAAUCAUGUUGCUCAGUUUGAGUCUCAUAAAGAUGAAACUCCUGGUCUGAAUGAAUCUAUUUAUUGUCCCUAAAGAGAAACCAGGGCUGAUCAGACAGUUUGAUUAUUGAUCAGGUGUGGAGACAAUCACAGGUCCAUCAGUAGCUGCAUCCAGGUGAGCCGCUACCUGAGGAGAACAUGGAGCCAUUGAUCAGAGAUCAGAUUGAUCAGAUUGAUCUGCUGGUUUAUCAGCGUUUAGAUUCAUCCAGACUGAUCAUCCUGGAGCUCUGAGCAGAACUUACAGCAGCACCAGCAAGAACAGGCCAGGUCCAGUUGGAGCAGCAGAAUGUUCCAGUACACUCCACCGUGGAAGGUUCUGGCUCUCAGUCUGGACUCGGAGAACAAGGCAGCUGCUCUUCAGACCUGCGGCUGCUGCUGGACGCUGAUCAAGAGACUCUCCACCGAAGUUUGUUUGCCUGCUUGGUCCCCACAAAGUUCUCAGAGAUCCAGAGACGGUUCUCCCCCCUGUGGCUCCACAACGCCCCCUACAGGCAUGGACAGCUCCCCCAGGAGGUGGGUGCUGAAGCCUCUGUCCCCCAUACUGCAGCCCUCAGACCUGAGAACCAUUGUUGGGCCUGCUCCUGGCCUGGCGGACCAGGACUCUGGCUCCCAGGAAAACGACAGAACCCGGAAUGGCCUAGUCAAAGUCCAGCAUGUCACGGUGCAGGAUGGGGACUCUAGCAGUGACGAAUGGCAGCCCAGCAGUCCUGGUAGCAGCUCCAGCUCUCAGAGCGGCUUCUACUCCUUUGUGGAGGAUCCCAGGAGUCCGGAGGCGGAGAUGAACGAAGCCUGGAUGGUGUCACCACAGCGCCAGGCUCAAUUGGCCGUCCUGAAGAAAGAGAAAGGAUUCAAACUACAGACCUACAGCAGCAACAAGAAGCCAGAGAGUCUGUUCUCAGAGAGCAAUGGAGACUAUCAGUAUAUGGUGGAUCCCAACAACGGGAUGAAAAUCAUAGAUGAGGAUGAGGAAAAGCAGCUUCGUAAGAUGAUCAUCCACAGCCAGGCUCCUAGGAGGAGCCAACCAGAACCACAGAACCAAGCGGAGGUUCUGGACCCCAUCCUGUCCACAGAUAGACUGAUAGAGGGGUUCAGUUUGAGCUUCAGUCCUGCUCUCUCCAGACCAGAACCUCCUCAAACUGCUGUGCCAGGGGCCGUGGUGAAGGAGCAGAUCAACUUUGGUGCAGCCCGACAGAAGUUUCUACAGAUAGAGCAAGACCAACUGGCACAGAUGCUCAGUCCUGUCCGGUCACCCAGAAUCCUGUCAGACUUGACUCUAGAAUUGGAUUCUAAUGCUUAUGUGUCAAGGAAGGUGAAGGUCUAUGGUGCCAUGGAGGCAGUCGAUAACACAACUCCAUUUAGACCAGCAGGUGGAGAUGAGAUGGAUCUUCAGAGGAGUGUGACAGUGCUCCGAUCCGAUGGCAGUCUGAGUAGAGAGAGUAGCAUCUUUGAAGACUCUGGCCAAGAGGAACUGUCAGUAGAAGUGGCUGGAGGCUAUGCCAGUGAUGAUGGCCUCCUUGAUCACUGCAAGAAAUCCAAGGUGUUCCCUGAAACCCCCAUUGAUAGGGAGAUCCGAUUAACUCAGGAACGUGAGGCAGAGCUACGGAAAUCUCGAGGCCUGAAGCACAGCAGUGGUCAAGCGGAGAUGGUCAGAAUUGAAACCAGACGUUCACUGCUGUCCCUGACACCUGACAGAACCUUUGAGAAGAAUCCACUGAGCUUCAUCCUCCACAGAAAAACCCAAAGGGAAAACCAAAGGGAGGAGGGCCCUCAGCAACCUGAGAUCCAGGAACCAGAUGGCAGAGCUCCUCCUCCACAGCUGGGGUACAAGAGAGAAGAGGCUGACUCACACUCAGGAGACAAGCCUGAGUCCGAUUCUGGAGCAGACGAAGUGUUCCUCUCUCCAUGUUGUCCUCACCGACAUCCUAAUGAGUCCUGGUUCUUCCAGACGAACCCAACCACCUCCUUAUUCUCACCAAGGGACUCUGAGGGCAGAAAACAAAUGGCUUCCUCCCCUCCUGCCUCCCUUACACCAACAACCCUACAUGAACUAGAGCUCCCUCAGAGCUGGAGGGCCACAGGCCUGCAGUCCAGAGGGCAAGGAGCUCCAGACUUCAUUGAGAAGGAGAUUGAAGAAGCUCUAAAAAGAGAACAGGAGCUGAGAGAGCUGAGGGAGUCCAUGAAGGAAACCAGUCGACCCAUCUUCUCUCCGGCUCCUCUGGCAGAACAGGCAUCCAGGACGGCCAUGAGGCAGUUCUACCCACCACUUAAAACAGAGAAACCCGCCAGGCUGUCCUCCUCUUCUCAUCUCAGCGUCCUGCUGCCCUCCGCCUCCCUUGUCACUGCUAAGCCCUGGACCUCCUCAGCGUCCCCGGCCUCUUCCUCCCCACUGGCAGUCCGGACGGUUCUUCGAGGUUUGACGGAGACGCUGCUGCAGGACUUUGAGGAACACCGAGCCAAGCUGAAGCUGGAAGAGAGCGCUGUGGUGGAGUCCACUCGAGUCGUUCGUCAUAAGAACCAGAGAGCGCUGCUGUGGGAGGCUGGACAGUUCACCAACCAGGACAAUCAGUGAGACCACCAGGACCAGAUCCAGAACUAAGUGUGGACCAAUCCUGAGCAGGAUCAUGGGUCAGCAGCAUCAUGAUGGAUCCUUAUAGACAGGAUGUUCUCACCUGAUCCAAUCAGCUGCUGAGUAGACGUCCAGUGGAGACAACUGGUCGCUUUCAGUCUAACCUCA
Molecule: messenger RNA, 3612 nt
Organism: Gambusia affinis (western mosquitofish)
Lineage: Eukaryota; Metazoa; Chordata; Actinopteri; Cyprinodontiformes; Poeciliidae
Product: mitotic interactor and substrate of PLK1-like
Exons: 6
Coding region: 1165-3447 (760 amino acids)
Source: RefSeq, a predicted model, not a curated record